AUGUCGAUCGGUAAACGAUGGAGCAUGUCAUGUGCGGUAGAUGUCAGGGAUGAUUUAGCGGCGGCAGCAGCCACAUUGCACCCAAUUGUGUUAUUGUCAAAGCUAAAGUCGCCCAAGGUAAGGUCGCCGUAUGGGUCGCCGGAAGGGUCGCCGUUUGAUGAACAGUUUCAGGAGACAGGAGUUCAAAAGCCGAUGAAAGAGGUGGUGUACGUCGUCUUCGCCGUAACGAGCGCGCACAUCAAGUCGCAUUAUGACACAAUGGAGACAGUGAAACUAAUCCAGAAAUUCGAGAACGAAUCCGUGAGCAAUGGUGAUCACACCAAUGAUGAUAGCGAGCUGGAGGAUGACGUAACGCCAACUCAGACUACGGAGCCAGUUCACAAUGCGAAGAAUACGAGCUACCAUGCCUAA
This is a messenger RNA of Phytophthora nicotianae INRA-310, 411 nucleotides long. RefSeq lists its product as hypothetical. The coding region runs from base 1 to 411 and encodes 136 amino acids. Lineage: Eukaryota; Oomycota; Peronosporomycetes; Peronosporales; Peronosporaceae. The transcript is spliced from 2 exons. The record is from RefSeq and is a predicted model, not a curated record.